AUGUAUGAAGACAUGAAAGAAGUAACCAUUUAUGUCACAACAAACAGUAACCACAACUCAAAUAAUCUUUCCUCGAGUAACCACUCAAAUGAUGAUGAUGAUGAUGGUUACUCAUUUAGCAAUAGUAGUCUAAGUUGGAAAGCAGGCACAAAAUUUGAAAAUGUGGUUGAUUUUAGGAGAGCUUUAAAUCAUUAUGCUAUCAUAAAUGAGUUUGACUACUUCAUUCUAAAAAGUGAUCAGACACGGUUCACAGCAAGGUGUGAAAACGUUGAUUGCCAGUGGAGAAUUUAUGCAUCUAUCAUGCAAGACGACAUAACAUUUGAAGUUAGGAAAAUUAUAGAAGCACAUACUUCUACCCGAAGCAAUAAGGGUGGUAAUAAGCGUGCCACUCAAGGAUGGAUUGCAAAUAUAAUUGCCAACAAGUUAAAAUCCGAUGGAGAUGUAUCUCCUGGGGAGCUCAGAAAGUGA
Messenger RNA from Lactuca virosa, 468 nucleotides. The record is from the annotation of a GenBank genome assembly. Lineage: Eukaryota; Viridiplantae; Streptophyta; Magnoliopsida; Asterales; Asteraceae.